Molecule: messenger RNA, 978 nt
Organism: Penaeus chinensis
Lineage: Eukaryota; Metazoa; Arthropoda; Malacostraca; Decapoda; Penaeidae
Product: dynein axonemal intermediate chain 1-like
Exons: 5
Coding region: 1-900 (299 amino acids)
Biological process (GO): cilium movement; outer dynein arm assembly
Cellular component (GO): outer dynein arm
Molecular function (GO): dynein light chain binding; dynein heavy chain binding
Source: RefSeq, a predicted model, not a curated record
AUGCUGGUGGCCGGGCGCACCGACGGCUCCGUGGUCGUGUACGACGUGACGGCCCCGCCCCACGCCGCUGCCAUCUGCUCGUCGGCGGUCAAGGGGAAGCACCUCAUGCAGGUCACUCAGGUGAGAUGGGUCCGCACGCAGCCGGGGGAGGAACUCAGCUUCUUCUCCGUCUCCCUGGACGGCCGAGUGACGCAGUGGCACCUCCACUCCGCCUGCCUGGUUCACAGGGACGUCCUCGACUUCGCCUCCUGCAGACAGCCGACCAAACCGCACUCCUCGUCGGAUAAGGUGGUUCUGGAAGGAGCGGCCACCUGCAUAGACUUCCGCCCCGACCACGAGAAUAUAAUGCUUCUGGGGACGGACACAGGGGCGGUUUUCCAGUGCUCCGUCGCCUCCACCACCCACACUCUCUUCCGCUACCCUGCCCACACGUCCCCCGUCAGACAGGUGUCCUGGAAUACGCACCACCACGGGAUCUUCGUGACGUGUUCUCUCGACUGGAUGGUCAAAGUGUGGCAAUAUGAGUUUGUCUCCCCCCUCAUCCAGCUGGAUCUCGGCGGCGCGGUGGCUGGGGUAACUUGGACCCCACACAGCAGCAGCGUUUUCGUUGCGGUGACUGACGAGGGGCGCGUACACGUCUACGACUUGCAUGUACGUAAAUGCCAUCCUCUGUGCGUACAGGGCGUGGUUCAGAAGAAGAGGGGCGUGGUCACCUGUAUCGCCUUCAGUCCGUUUCAUCCCGUUAUCCUUGUGGGCGGAGACAGAGGGCGUCUGGUAUCCUUCAAGCUCUCCCCGAACCUCCGAAGACAGCCCAAGGAUGCGAAAGGAUGCGACGCCCAGCAACUGAAGGAGAUUGAAAUGUGCAAGAUGGAGAGGAUUAUUGCAACCACCAGGGGAUAGGGGCGUAAAUGUUUUUUUUGUCACUCUUGUUGUUAUUUUCAUAAUCAUCUUGAUUAUUAUAGUUAUGGUAAUGGUGAU